CAUGUGGGCUGGAUCUAGAAGGUGAUUGGGCCGGAUUUGGCCCCCGGGCCUUAGCUUGCCUACCCAUGUGCUAGAGCAAUAGUUUCCUAGCAACCAAGGUGUUAGCUGGUGAAAGGACAUUUGGAUGAUCCAGGAAGAGACUUGCUACUACGGAAUAACGUCAUCUACACCAUUCUUCCACAUAUGAGCAAGCCUGGUAAGGAACAGGCCUAUUCAAAGAGAUUAGGGGCAGUAGAAAAUCCUGUUAGCAGCACAGAGUCAGUGGGAAAGGGAUCAUCCUUUAAUUGACAGCAUCUGCAAUGACACAAUUAACUUGACUGGCCUCUGGCUCCCGCAGAUUGGUCCUGAAGAUUGAGAACCCACUCCAUCUGCUUUUGGCAGUGGCGUGUGAAUGUUCAGUAUACUCUUUGUCCAAUGCUAGUAAGCCAUGAACGAGUCAUACAUGGAGCUUUGCCUGCAAAAGUGUGAAUGUGGCUACAUACACAUUAGCAUCUUGGACUGCAACGAGGUCAUUCCCAGCCCCACACUGCUGGACUUCAAGUCACAUUUGUACAUUGCGGUGCACACCAAAGAGAUGUCUUUGCCUGAUGCCCAUUACCUGAGUUGUUUCCCUGCAAAUACAGCACCCCCUGGGCUCCAGUUCACUGAAGUUGUCAUCUGAGCAUGUGCAACAACAGCUGUCCGAAAUGUAUACACCUCAUCUGAACUACAACUUCCAUUCUCAGAUGGGAUGGAAGCAGGUGUGAGGGAAAACACUUCAAACUGCAGUAUUUCUCAAGAAGCAACAGGAUAGAUAUGGAUUGUUGCCAAUGUCAUGUGUGCUCACCUUCAAACACCAGCAGUGGGAGUGUGCUAGAGUUAGGUGUCAACAGUAAUGUGUUGCUAGCUAAACUCUUUUCUGCUCCAGGGCAGAUGUUCUCUCAUUUGGGUGGUGCCUCGGGUUGGGCUGCUUUUCUCUCCUGGUUUUUAGAACAACUCAGCCUCCCUAAUCCAAUUUGUUUACUGUGUUAUCAGCUAAUCCCUUUCCCAGCUUCUCAGAGGGUUGCAUUGUAGCAGGAGAGCCAAGGACCUUGUUCUAACUAGCAGCGACAAUAGAUGACAAGGGUAGCCUGCAACUCUUGCUCCUAUACCUACCUGCCCUCGGAGAAAGAACCACCCCCGGCAUAAAAGACAACAGGACCAUGAUGGCAUCCAUAGCUCUUUAGCCUUUCUGCAGGUAGCAGGAUGCUGGGCUGGAUUGAGAAAGUCGUACCGCAACCUCCUGUCAGCUCCCCCAUCGCUGUAGUAGUGGGAAAAGACACACAGGCUGACCAAAUAGCUGUAGAAGCUGGGCCUGUAUCUGCAAGGCAGCUGACAGAAAGGAGUCCCAGGAGUGUUGCAGAAGGGUUCAAAGAAAAUGCUCGUGAUUCUGUCUCAACAACAGACAGCCCUGGCCGAGGAGUCCUCUCCUGGAUAUCUCAGGGCCUGGAGAAGGUGAUGCCACAGCCGGCACAGAACUCUCCUGUCAUGCUGCAAGAAGCUGCCAAGAGCUUUGAAGCCAGCAUUGAUAUUCCAGACGUGACAGAAGUCCAGAGCAUAGAGGAGGAGAAAGAGGAAGAGGAAGAAAUAGUGUCUGUGAUUGAUGAAGAAGAGGAGCAGAAUGAACUGUACUACAGCUCAGACAACAAUGCCCCAGAUAAAAUUGGUGGGAAAAAAAUGAUCACUUGGAUUUGGGAAGGAUUUGGGAAAAUGAUGCCUCAACCUGAAAACAUGAAAAAGACAGAGGUAAGGACCCCAGGAAACCAAGCUGCACAACGGGCACAGAAAGGGAGUUUACCUGCCAGCCCUCUCAGUGAACCAGGGACAAAGUACCGGGCCUCGACUGACAGCCUGUCCACUCGGAGCCUCUCUCUCUUUCCUCGAACACUUGGCGGUGAUGGGACCAGUGUUAUUGACUGGUUUGUUCAGGGACUGGAGAAAGUGAUGCCACAGCCUGUGACCAAAGGGAAGGAAGAUGGACAGAGUGCAGAAGCUGCAGACCUGGGCCCAGGGCAAGCCAGGAGCAAAGGGGCUUAAGUGCCUCUGAAACAAAGGGACACUGAAGAUUUGAAGACUUCCUUUUCCAAAAAAUGAAACCAAUCUGAAUUGGUGUGCAUAAUGCAUCAGGAAGAAAAGACUUUGCACGUUUUAUUUUAUUUUUUCUAAAUUAAAUAAAGGCUAGCUUUUAAAAGAGCAAUCUGAACAUGAGGUGGAGGUAGCCUUAUUGCUUAGCUGGUCAUGAAAGAAAAAGCAAUGUCCUAUGUAAAAAUCAUAGGAACAUAAAUUUGUAGAGUUGGAAGGGACCUGAGGGUCAUCUAAUCCAACCUCCUGCAAAGCCGCAAUCUCAACUAAAGCAUCCAUGACAGAUGGCCAUCCAAUGUCUGCUUAAAAACUUCCAAUGAAGGAGAGUCCACCACCUUCCGUGGGAGUCUGUUCCACGGUCAAACAGCUCUUACCGCCAGGAAGUUCUUCCUGAUGUUUAGUUGGAAUCCCCUUUCUUGCAACUUCAGUUCAUUGGUUUGGGUCCUACCAUCCGGAGCAGGAGAAAAUAAGCUUGCUUUAUGGGAGGGACCUGACAGUUUCCAGGUCCAGGACAACAUUC
Podarcis raffonei (Aeolian wall lizard) is the source of this 2620-nucleotide messenger RNA. Its product is annotated as cyclic nucleotide-gated cation channel beta-1-like. The coding region runs from base 1225 to 2055 and encodes 276 amino acids. The transcript is spliced from 13 exons. Lineage: Eukaryota; Metazoa; Chordata; Lepidosauria; Squamata; Lacertidae. The record is from RefSeq and is a predicted model, not a curated record.